Messenger RNA from Nezara viridula (southern green stink bug), 186 nucleotides. The record is from the annotation of a GenBank genome assembly. Lineage: Eukaryota; Metazoa; Arthropoda; Insecta; Hemiptera; Pentatomidae.
AUGAAUUGUUCCAUUCAUUUUUGUUCUUUUUUAAAAGACUAUGUGGACAUUGGCCUCCUCACUGAGCCUACGCCAUGUGCUCUUCUGCAGCCGCUCUCCAAUUUCAAAGACCUAAAUAACCUGAGCAUCCUUCAUGACUGUGUCAUCUCAGCUCAGCCUUGGCCUUAUAUUAUUCCUAAUAUUUGA